AGCAACAGUACGGAGGAUAUCCUCCCCAGCAGCAGUAUCCGUCAGUACAUUGCCAUGACCUAUGGCUGCGCCGAGUGACUGACACAGAGCAGCCCUCAACAGCAAGGCUACGGUCAGCCUCAGUACGGAGGAUAUGGUGCUCCUCCACCGCAACCACAAUACGGCGGAUACCAGCAACCUCCUCCGCAACAACCGCAGUACGGAGGCUACUCGCAGCCGCCCGCUCAGCACUACGCUCCCCAACCACAAUUGCCCAGCGGCCAGAAUGUCUACCAACAACACAACGUCCGUCAAGGCGCUCCUCCACCCCCGCCCCAGGGCAUGCAAAACUUUGGUCACGGCGCUCCCAAUGGCUACUCGUUCCAAUACUCAAACUGUACCGGCAAGCGCAAGGCUUUGCUGAUCGGUAUCAACUACUUUGGCCAGAAAGGUCAGCUCCGAGGUUGCAUCAACGAUGUUAAGAACAUGUCCAACUACCUCAUGGAGGCCUUCGGUUACAAGCGCGAGGAUAUGGUCACCUUGACCGACGACCAGCAGAACCCUAUGAGCCAGCCUACAAAACAGAACAUCCUGCGCGCAAUGCACUGGCUUGUUAAGGACGCCCAGCCCAAUGACUCGCUCUUCUUCCACUACUCCGGUCACGGUGGUCAAACAGAAGAUAUCGACGGUGACGAGGAAGACGGCUAUGACGAGGUCAUCUACCCUGUCGACUUCCGUCAAGCGGGCCAUAUUGUUGAUGAUGAGAUGCACUUCAUCAUGGUCAAGAAUCUCGUUCCCGGUGUGCGUCUGACCGCUAUCUUCGACUCGUGUCACUCGGGCUCUGCUCUGGACCUUCCAUACAUCUACUCCACGCAGGGUGUACUCAAGGAGCCCAACCUUGCAAAAGAAGCCGGCCAAGGCCUUUUGGGCAUUGUUAGCAGCUAUGCUCGUGGUGACCUUGGCGGCAUGGCUAGCACUGCUAUGGGCUUGUUUAAGAAGGUCACCAAGGGCAAUGACAGCUACGAAGCCAACAAACGCACAAAGACUUCUCCAGGAGAUGUCAUCAUGUGGAGUGGCAGCAAGGAUGACCAGACCUCGGCAGAUGCCUCCAUUGCUGGCCAAGCGACUGGUGCCAUGUCUUGGGCCUUUAUCGGUGCUUUGAGGAAGAACCCUCAACAGAGUUACGUCCAGCUGCUCAACAGUAUUCGUGACGAGCUUCAAGGCAAAUACUCUCAGAAGCCUCAACUGAGUGCCAGUCAUCCCAUUGAUACGAACCUGCUUUAUGUCAUGUAAACGAUGAUGCUCCGCACACUACCUUUUAAUGAGACCUGGAUGUUUUUCUUUUGAGCAAGUCUGAUCGUAGACGGCACUUUGAUUUCUUGUGCAUAAGGAUUUAUUUUUCCUGUCCAACCUUGCUUCCUGGUUCGGCGUUUGAGCGCCGGUGGGGUUAUGAUCAUACCUAAAAAAUGAAAUGUUACUAGCACUCCUCAUGAAUUUUGUCAGUCAGAGACCCUGCCAAGC
Messenger RNA from Aureobasidium pullulans EXF-150, 1500 nucleotides. RefSeq names its product peptidase C14. Gene Ontology annotation, molecular function: cysteine-type endopeptidase activity. Gene Ontology annotation, biological process: proteolysis. The coding region runs from base 322 to 1272 and encodes 316 amino acids. The record is from RefSeq and is a predicted model, not a curated record. The transcript is spliced from 4 exons. NCBI's taxonomy places the organism in Eukaryota, Fungi, Ascomycota, Dothideomycetes, Dothideales, Saccotheciaceae.